Cadophora gregata is the source of this 417-nucleotide messenger RNA. RefSeq lists its product as uncharacterized. Bases 1 to 417 code for a protein of 138 amino acids. The record is from RefSeq and is a predicted model, not a curated record. The transcript has a single exon. Lineage: Eukaryota; Fungi; Ascomycota; Leotiomycetes; Helotiales; Ploettnerulaceae.
AUGUCUUCCUACGGCGAGGACUACUCCGACGAAAAGCGAUACUACAUGAAGCAUGGUGGUGUAAGUCAUGGCGAGAGCGACGUUGAAGGUGAAGAUACAAGCGAGGGAGACGGAGAGAGCAGCGGUAUGAAGGCGUCAGGAAGCGGAGGGGGCUCUACAAAUAGCGAGAGAGGUGAUUUUGACCAUGGACACCCUGCCUCUGGAGCUCAUAAAAGUACGAGCAAUCACGCCAACUCGAACGCUGGAGGCACGAUUAGCUCUGCCGCAGUCAAUGGUGGUCAAGCUGAAACCAAAACAACAUCUUCUGGAUCGCACAUUUAUCAAGCUUUGGCUGGCAACUGGGGUGAAGGUGGUGCUCAAUCAGAGACCUCAACAAGACAUGGCAAAGAGCGUGAUGGCAAGGAAGGGAACGAGUGA